This is a messenger RNA of Rhinocladiella mackenziei CBS 650.93, 2262 nucleotides long. RefSeq names its product DNA repair protein (mre11). NCBI's taxonomy places the organism in Eukaryota, Fungi, Ascomycota, Eurotiomycetes, Chaetothyriales, Herpotrichiellaceae. The transcript has a single exon. The record is from RefSeq and is a predicted model, not a curated record. Gene Ontology annotation, biological process: double-strand break repair via nonhomologous end joining; mitochondrial double-strand break repair via homologous recombination; meiotic DNA double-strand break formation. Gene Ontology annotation, cellular component: nucleus; Mre11 complex. Bases 1 to 2262 code for a protein of 753 amino acids. Gene Ontology annotation, molecular function: DNA endonuclease activity; manganese ion binding; 3'-5'-DNA exonuclease activity.
AUGGCCGAUACGAUCAAGAUCCUCGUCGCGACAGAUAAUCAUGUCGGAGCUCACGAGCGUGACCCCAUUCGCGGAGAUGACUCUUGGAAGACUUUUCACGAGAUCAUGUGCCUGGCAAAAGAUCGGGAUGUCGACAUGGUCCUUCUGGCUGGCGAUCUCUUUCACGACAACAAACCCUCUCGAAAGUCCAUGUACAACGUCAUGCGCUCCUUACGACUCAAUUGCUUAAGUGACAAGCCUUGUGAGCUCGAAAUGCUCAGCGACGAGUCGGAACAUUUUGACGCCACAUUCGACCAUGUCAACUACGAGGAUGCCAAUAUCAAUGUCGGGAUUCCCGUCUUCUCCAUUCACGGUAACCAUGACGAUCCCACCGGAGAUGGACACUAUGCCGCUUUGGACUUGCUGGCUGUUUCAGGGCUGGUCAACUAUUAUGGCAAAACACCCCAGAGUGACAACAUCGUGGUCAAGCCCGUCCUCAUACAAAAAGGCCAGACCAAACUCGCUCUGUACGGUAUCUCCAACGUUCGAGAUGAGCGUCUGCAUCGUACCUUCAAAUCCCAGCGCGUCAAGUUUCACCGCCCAAGCACGCAGAUGGAAGAUUGGUACAACGUGAUAUGUGUUCACCAAAACCACCAUGCGUACACAGAGACAUCAUAUCUUCCCGAGAGCUUUCUUCCAGACUUCCUCGACCUUGUGAUCUGGGGUCAUGAACACGAGUGUCUGAUCGAGCCUCGUUUGAAUCCAGAGAUGAACUUUCAUGUCAUGCAACCAGGUUCUUCUGUCGCUACGUCUUUGAUCCCAGGCGAGGCGGUCCCGAAGCACGUGGCAAUCGUCACAAUUACGGGCCGAGAGAUGAAAUCAGAACCUAUUCGUCUGAAAACUGUUCGCCCCUUCGUGUACAAGGAUAUCGUUCUAAGUGACGACAAAGGAGCGGUGCGCAUCGCCAAAAAGAAAGAUGACCAUAGGGCCGAAUUGACUCGACGACUAAUCGAAAUCGUCGACGAGAUGAUCGAGCAGGCCAAGGCAGAAUGGAGGGAAGCACAAGAAGAAAGACAGGACGAUGUUGACGCGCCCGAAGAAUGUCCAUUGCCUUUGAUUCGACUUCGAGUAGAGACAACCUCGCCUGAUGGCGGGGUAACAAAAUUCGACGUUGAGAAUCCUCAGCGCUUUUCUAACCGCUUCAUUGAGAGAGUGGCCAAUAUCAACGACGUCGUUCAAUUCCAUGUCAAAAAGAAGAACGCAGCAACCCGAGCGGCGCGCGAUGCAGAAGCUGAUCGUCAAUUCAUGGCAAAAUUCCAAGGCAUCGAAAGCAUCAAGGUCGACAAACUAGUCCGGGAAUUCCUCCAGGCGCAAUCUCUCACCAUCCUCCCCCAGAACUACUUUGGUGACGCAGUCAGCCAGUACGUAGAGAAAGACGACAAGCAUGCCAUGGAAAUGUUUGUCAACGAGUCUCUUGCCGAUCAGAUCAAAUCUCUUGUGCAAUUGCAGACCGACGCGAACGACGAUGGUGAAGACGACGAGGAUCUUGCCUACCUGAUAAAUGAGCAACGUGCAAAAAUGGAAGAGUUAUUUGCAAAAGGAAUCAUCAAAGCGUCUGCUAAUAAGGCCCGUUUCAAGCCCAAGCCUGACGAUUGGAACAGCGAUUGGGACGGUCACUGGGAAGAUCAACCUGGCGCACUUAUCCGAGCGUCCGAGGAUCUGUAUGACGACGAAGACGAGGAUGAGGACGAUGGUACUCCUGUUCCACGCACAACUACGGCUGGCCGAGGUGGCGGAAGAGGAAGAGGUGGUCGUGGUGCCUCGACAGCAAUUACCUCAACUCGCAAGAAGACAACAACAACACCUGCAGCAGCCAAAAAGCCCGCCGCGACGGCUAGUCGAGGACGAAAGAGAGCCGUUCCUGACGACGAGGAGGACGAGGAAGACGAAGACAUCGUCACGCUCGACAAUGAGGGCGAAGACGAUGAUUCUCAAGCCAUGUUCUUUCCUGAAAAGCGCAAGCCGACAACUACCCGCUCCAGUACUCGAGGACGAAACACGACACCAGCAUUUAGCAGCACCACCCAAGGCCGGACAGCUGGCGCGACAAAGAAACCGCCUACUCGUGCCGCCGUGACGAGAGCUUCCAAGCAGUCGACUCUCAACUUCACGACUUCGCAGAAUAGCAUCCUUGGAAAUGGGCGGAGCCAGAGUUACGAUGUUGAGGAAGACGACGACGAUGAGGCGUUUGAACCGGCACCCUCGACUUCGAGGAGGCGAUGA